This is a messenger RNA of Endocarpon pusillum Z07020, 2652 nucleotides long. RefSeq lists its product as uncharacterized. The transcript has 4 exons. The record is from RefSeq and is a predicted model, not a curated record. Lineage: Eukaryota; Fungi; Ascomycota; Eurotiomycetes; Verrucariales; Verrucariaceae. Gene Ontology annotation, biological process: eisosome assembly. Bases 1 to 2652 code for a protein of 883 amino acids.
AUGACCGCUGCCGCUGCAAAGAAUCAAGGCGGGCCUUCCCAGCAUACGCCUAGUAGCAAGCUCGAAGACCAAGCCGCGACUGCUGCCCUUUACGUGACAAAAGGGAAAGGCAAGAGCGUCCAUCCACUUUUAGAUGACGAUGGAAAACUCUCAUCAGCUGGCGCUGCAACUUCGCUGAAAUACGCCAAAGCCCAAGACCUCCCUUCAUUCCCUUCUCCUGGGCUACAGAUUGCUUCUGCCGGCGCAGCUGCAAGUCUCGCGGACACACAUAAGAAAACUGUCGAGCUCUGGAAGCCUGCAUCUAUACCCGCUGCAGAGAAAGCUGCUUUGCUGGCGAAAGAUUAUGAGGCUGAUCCACUGUGGCACCCUGAAUUGAGCACAGCUGGCUCCAAGGCUGCACUACUUGCUUCCGACAAAGGCGCGCAUGUCAAUAUCUGGAAGCCACACGAGACAGAUGAUGGUCAUUCCGCUGCCGAGCAAGCUGUUCGCAAAAAGGUCCCACCUCCCAUCGACCCCCGCGCAAUACCUGCGGACGCCAGCCGAAAAGCCUUGAUGGCUGCAACUGGCGCAAUGGCAAGUAGUCGCAGACGAGCAGAUUCUGCCCCAAUCGCGCCAAUCAAUUCGCCAGGUUCACCAAGCAAUGCUCAGUGGGCGUUGAAGGCUGCCAAUCAAUCCCAGCGAGGACAGCGAUCUGGCCUGUCAGCAGGGAGCGGCGACCCGGCCCUGGAUGCUGCUCGAGUACAGAACAUGGCCCAGACCAAUGUGUCACGACAAAUGUAUACGUCACAUCCACCCGUAUCCAUCGAAGUAGAGGAGAAGAAGAGGCAAGAUACAAUUCGUGCCUCAGCUGUAGCAAUGGCUCAAAAAAUGUAUGCCAUCCAGCAGAAAGCUAUCGAAGAAGCAAAGGCCGACAUCAGCCGUGCAGACAGUCGGUAUGCCGCAACACACGUACACAACCGCCGCACGUCGGACGCCUCAAGUAUUGCCGGCACACCGGACCCGUUGAUCUCGCCCAUGCAUGGUAACAGUUUGCAGGAAGCGGCACAACGACUAGCCCAAGAGCGACUUGCCAAAUUGAGAGAUGAGCAUGAGGAAUACAAGAACUACUAUGGGCAAAAGUCACCAACUACGAGAUCGCGACUUUCAAUACACAGCAAGCUGAGGAGACGGGCCUCAAGUGACGGUGCUGUGGAUGACAUGGACGAGGAGCAGUCGCGGAAGAUCAGGACUCAGAUGUCGAUAUUUCAGAGCAACCUGACAACGGUGGACGAGAAAAGGCGCCAGAAAGAUCGAGAUGCUCUCCUGGCAGCGGCGCAAAGGAACGUGAGAGCCAGCAUGCAUACCAUGGAUGAGGAGGUUUUUCAGGAGACGGGUAAGAGUAGUCCGGCACAACGCGAAGAAUGGGCAUCAAAAGCAAAGGAGAAAGCGCAAGCGGAUAGCAACACCCGGAUGGAGAGUUAUGGCAAGGUACACAUAGGAGGAGGCAAAUACCUUGACCAAGCAGAUGUCGAUGCAGUUGCGAGGUCGAGAAUACAGCCUACACUAGAUGAUAUCAAUGAAAAAGCUGACGUUCAGCACGCACGUGAAACGGAGGUCAAACUUGAACAAGAAGAGCAGCAACGAUUGGCCGAGCUGGAGAAACAGCGUGCAGCAGAACUCAAAGCCGAACAAAAGAGGGCUCGAGAAGAGGAAAAGCGAGAGGAGAAGGCAAAGAAGGCCGACGAGAAGAGAGCCCAUAAGGAGGAAAUGGCACUUUUGAAGGAAAAGGAACGGAUUGAAAAGGAAGAGCUCAAAACGAAAGCGAAGAUGGAGAAGGAGAGGCACCGACUGGAAGAAGAAGAGAAGCGAAAAUCAAAGGAAAAGGGCAAAGCUGCUGAAGCGACCCUUGUUGUUCGCACUGAAGUGGCUACAGCAGCAGUGACUAGCGACACGGAUCGUCCAACUUCUUCUGGGGGACAAGUUCCCGCAAUGACAGCCCGAAGAGCCUCCACCAGCUCGCAAUCUCUGAAUGAUUCUAGCGACGACGAAGAGCGACCAAGGACUGGUAAGCCUACUGACGAUCGUGAGAUUGUGUCUCCCACGUCACCCUCAAAGAGACAGUCUAAGGUCAAAUCAUGGUUCGCAGGGAGGUUUCGUUCCACUAGCAAACCUGCUAAAGAUGGAGAAAGUGGUGAUACCACUAAAGCUGGAUUCAUUGGUGGUGCGAGCCUUACUGGGGCUGGCUCAACGGAUGGUGGUGAAGAUAUGCCUAGGGAUAACUCAAUACGAGAUGUUGCCUUGGCUGGCAAGAUCCAUCCAGUCCACCCAGUCGUCACCAAGACUCCCACUGAUCGAUCCGUCUCUCCUGUCAGUGAGACUCGAGCAAAGAAGGACAGCGACAGCACGUCGAUCAGUACACUGUCCGAUAGCGGCGAGGAUCCUCCUAACAAGAAAGGUAAACAACGCAGAGGCCGACUAGGAUUCAAGGACAGGCUGUUGGGAAAGACGAACACCAAGUCAUCAAACGAGACGGAUCAUGACGAGUUCGAGGAAGCCCGCGACACGUUUGAAGAAGAGAAGCUUGCCCCUCCGCCAAAGCUUACAGCUACGACUCUAGCGACCAAGGCCAGUGCGAGUCCGGUGAGGGACAGUAAGUUUAGCGAAAUUCUAUGA